AGGGAAAGAGGAGGAAGUGUCGGGGCAUGCGCAGUGAUCCAAAACAUUAGAUUCGCCAUUUUUUGAUGAUGUGAAUAAUAUUGUCGAUUAACUGUGGAAAAUGACUACUUUUGCAGAAAGCUUCUGGGGAGGGAAGAACAAUGGAUUUUAUGUGUUAUAUCAUAACAUGAAACAUGGUCAAACAUCUACUAAAGAUCUUAUUGACUUCCUUCGAGAAAGUUGUCAAGUUGAAGAGACAUAUAGUAAACUAUUGACAAAAUUGGCGAAAGUUGCUGCUAACAACACACAUGUAGGAACUUUUGCACCAUUUUGGAAUAUAUUGAAGACCUUGUCAGAGAAGCUGGCCAGUUUACACAUGCAGCUUGUGCAUACAUGGUCUGACCUCAUUAAAGACAUUGUCAGAUAUAAUGAGGACCAACAUAGACGUCAUAAAACUAUGAAGGAGGGAGAGUCGGGCACAUUAGAAGUUGUACAGUCCAUACAGACUACAACCACAGCACUACAUAGGGCAAAAGAAAUAUACCACACAAGAUGUUUAGAAUUAGAAAGAUUAAAAAGAGAAAAUGCCUCACCAAAAGAUAUAGAAAAGUCUGAAACUAAAUAUAAAAAAGCAAAGGAAGAAUACAAAAAUUUAGUAGAUAAAUAUGCUACUAUUAGAGAAGAUUUUCAAAAUAAAAUGGUUGAUUCUUGUACACAUUUCCAAGAGUUGGAAGAAGAACAUAUAUGUCAAAUGAAAGAUUUUAUAGAUACCUAUGCAAGAGCUAUGCAGAAUGAGCAUGUCCUCUUUGGACAGGCACAAGAGGAAUUUAGAACUAACUGUGAUUCAUUAACUGUACAGAAAUUGUUAGAAACUUUUAUAGAUGUUAAAUCAACAGGCAAAGAAAAACCAGGACCUUUAGAGUUUGUUGAGCCGGAUUUAUCAAGUUUACCAUCGGCGAGACCGAUGUCGCCAGAUGCCGGUAGUACUGAGAAACGAGACAGCAUCAGUGAUAGAAGUAAAGCAGAUUCAGCCAUAUUUACGGACUCAAGUGGUAGUGCAAGUCCCGUACCAUCCGACCAGCCGGGACCUCUGAGCCGCAGCGUCAAACUACGGGUCUCCCGAACAUGGUUUUUAAAGAAGAGAAAAGAAAAGAAGAAGAAGAAAAAAGACAAAGAUGAUAAAGAUUCUGAAUCAGUUGAUACACAAGAAAGUGGUGAAGCAUCACAAAAUGCUCCAGAAGUUGACGAGGAAGGUUUCAGUAUACGACCAACAAGUGCAGAUAUAGAUAAUGGUGAUAAUAAAAGUUGGUAUUCCUCAGAUUCAGACUCGGAUUCAGAUUCAGAUAUUGCGAAAAAGUUAAAAGUUCAAAUUAAGCCUUUGAGUCCAACAGGAACUCAGCCGUCUGCAAAUGUAGAUGAUAUUAGGACAUCAAUGGGCAUGCUGCGACUCUCACCUACAGUAGGGAGGAAAGGACGAACAACUCCAAUAGACAAGAAGAUGAUGAUGAAGAGAUCACAGUCUGAGUCAGAUACUCUAGAUGUUGUGACAAACAAGUCUAAUGUAGAUUUAUUGAAUAUAGACAUAUUUGCAUCAAGUGCUUCAACACCAACAGGGGGAGGUUAUCAGUUACCGUCGCCCCUUUCACCCAUGUCAGAUGGUGUGUUCAAUAAUAGUGAUACUAGUGCUAUAACCUCAUCACCUCUUUCUUUAUCUAAUACGAGUGACUUGAUGAGUCAGACUCAAUUAUCUGGUAGUGAUCAGCCUAGUAUGUCACCUAGUCAAAAUGUUGUAGAGAAUGGUGUAGCCCCGCCCCUGCCACAGAGACCGCCCUCAAGAAAUAAAGGUGUUCUACCUCAGGUACCUGCUAGACCGUCAGGGAGGAACAGUCCGUUUGGUUUGAACCGCGUAGAUUCAGGUAGUGCUAUUACCUGGAACACGACAUCAAUGCCAGUAGGGUCUUCGCGUGGUCCAAGUCCAUUGACAAUAGGAAUGGCAGAUGUUGUACCUCUUGCUGUUGCCUUUACUGAAACUAUCAACGCAUACUUCAAGGGAACAGAUGCUACCAAAUGUUCGGUGAAAAUGACCGGCAAUUUGAUGAUGUCAUUUCCUGCGGGAGUCGUUAAGGUUUUUAUGGAAAACCCAAAUCCUGCAGCUCUUAGUUUUAGACUCAAAAAUGGGUCACAAUUGGAACAAAUUUUGUUAAAUAAGCAAUUGGUAUCAGAGGAUUCUAGUCAGUCUAUAGAUGGGAGUCCAGUCUACACAUUUGAUAUGCCAGCACUCAGUGAUCAUCUUAGAAGUCAGGGAGAAAGCAAUAAAUCAGCGUCGUAUUUUAAUAUAGACAUACUUAAAUAUCAGGUAAGAUAUGAUUUCUUGGUCCCUGGGGGAAUUUUUAAAGUCCCCCUUUGGGGCCAGUUGUUGUAUAUGGAAAAUUUUGAGGAUACUUGUACAAACUAUAGACUGGAUUAUAGAUUUAAUCCGUCGGCUAUGACAUCAGGGGCAACAUUAAAAAAUAUCAGUGCGACAGUUAUAGUAGAUGGAGGGGUGACCAACAUGCAAAGUAUACCGGAGGGCAACUGGAAUAGUGAGACCAAAAGAGCUACAUGGAAGUUAAAUGAUAUAUCUGAAGUGAGUGAAAGUGGUACUUCAGGCUCCAUACGUGCCAAGUUAACGCUCAGCAACGGGAAAUCUACUCCAUCGACAACGGCCAUACAGUUUCUGUCUGAGGGUGCCACUCUAUCGGGAGUCGAGUUUGAACUAGUUGGAUCAGGUUAUAGAAUAUCACUGUCCAAGAAAAGAUUUGGUGCAGGUAAAUAUUUAGCUGACCCAGACCAGGGAAUGAAAUAAGUUUGACAGGGACACAGUCUACAUAACCAAAUAAGGAGAACCAUUCCAGUCUACUGAUCUCACCAAUCAGAUUCCAGUUAACGUUUUCAAAUCAACCAAUCACAAUCAUUCUAAUAAUUAUAGAAUUAGUAAAAUUUUACAUUUGUUUUU
Molecule: messenger RNA, 2974 nt
Organism: Ruditapes philippinarum (Manila clam)
Lineage: Eukaryota; Metazoa; Mollusca; Bivalvia; Venerida; Veneridae
Product: F-BAR domain only protein 2-like
Exons: 26
Coding region: 101-2824 (907 amino acids)
Biological process (GO): clathrin coat assembly; clathrin-dependent endocytosis
Cellular component (GO): clathrin-coated vesicle; plasma membrane; clathrin-coated pit
Source: RefSeq, a predicted model, not a curated record